Messenger RNA from Xenopus laevis (African clawed frog), 1203 nucleotides. RefSeq names its product chromosome 1 open reading frame 216 S homeolog (gene c2h1orf216.S). The record is from RefSeq and is marked provisional. NCBI's taxonomy places the organism in Eukaryota, Metazoa, Chordata, Amphibia, Anura, Pipidae.
GACACACUGAGCCGAGGCACAUAGUGGACAGACAGCAGGGCACACAGACAUGUUUACCAUACAAAAACCUGACACUGUUUCUCAUCUGUCCCAUUUUCAUGAGUCAAAGUCAUUAGGAAGCCUUCCAUUUCCCAGUGAUAAGGAGAGAAAGCAGGAUACCAACUUUAAUAUCUUGGAGGAAACAUAUGACAAAAAUGAAAACUGGAGUCAAGAUAAGAAAGGAGGAGAAGAAGGAGAAAAUAAAUCAAAAUCAGAGGAUGAACACUCAUCUUUGGAUAAUAACAGAUCUCAACUGAAGAAUAGGCCAAUAGGGCAGCUGAAAAGCACAGGCUCUGAAGGGAUCAGUUUGUCUUCAUCAGAGGAAGAAGUACGAAGCCCACCAGAAGGAGCAGAAAUUAUGCAGCUAGAAGGUGACACACCAGCUAAUGACACAGCAAAUGGUUUUGAGAAAUGGGCAGGAUCACCAUUAGAAGACAAUGGUUAUGCCAGCAGCUCACUUAGCAUAGAUAGUCCUGACAGUGUAUCAGCGAGCACAUGGCAAGAAACAACUCUUCCAGCACCCACAACCACACCACAGGAAAAUCCAGAGACAGAAGAUUCUGACGUUGAAUCCUCAUCAGAUUCAGAUUCUAUCUCUGUGACAUUAUCAGAAGCGUUUCAAAGUCUACAAGACAAAGAAAAACUAAAGGAGAGGGAGAAGGAGAAACAUCAUGCACAGCUGACUAUGUAUAGACGCCUGGCUCUUCUGAGGUGGAUAAGAGCUCUCCAGCAAAGUGAGAGAUCAGCAGAACAGACUUCAAGAAAGCUUUGACACUAUUCUGGACAACCGUAAGGAGAUGCUUAGACAUAUGCAGCAUGGCUAUAACAAGACACCUACUAAGGAAGCGGUAUGAAACAUCUAGAAUAAAGCAUUCUAAGCAAUGAUCAGUACAGCAUCCAGCAUCUAUACCUACAUCCCAGGGUCUGGCAGUCAUUAUCUACAAGCUUUAGAUGGAAAAGUCUAUGCCAACAAACCACAGCAGAAGGUUCAACCAAGGGCAGAGGUCUCACAAACGCCAACAUUCAUUUUAACAUUGCUAUUGCUCUUAUGCUGCUUCUACACUUCAGAAUGAAAGAGGAAGGUGUGUGGGAAAAGCAAAAAAGGUGCAUUUAUUCACAUAUGUUACAUUGAUUAUUGAAAAUAAAGUUGUGCAAAUAUAAAAA